UAUAUAAAUUUAUUUGAGCUUUGUUUUCAAAGAAAUAAAUAAUAUUAGCAAGUCCGAGAAAAAAAGCACAGACUUUGAGACAAAAUUUGACCAAAAAAGGUAAACAUUAAGAAAUUUAAUUAAUAUCGAAUUUUGUAUUUCAUGUCAAGCGUAAUCAGUGAUUCAGACGAAGAAAGCAGGUCAGAGGAUUGGAUAGAACAGCCAACAAAGAAGAGAAGGAUGAAUAAAACUCCAAUAAGCUUAUUAACAGAGUUAUGUGUACAAAAAAAAGUUGCCUCGCCAGUGUUUGAGGAUCUAGACGUUAACGAUUUGUCUGACAAGUUUAAGGAAAUGGAUGCAAAGUUCUUCAUUAAAUGCUCGGCUUUUUCAAGAUCGGCGAUUGGAGCUUCAAUGACUAAGAAAUUAGCUAAACAUAUGUCAGCAGAUAUAGUACUAAAGAAAUUGAGGUAUGAAGUAUUUAGUGAUGAUGAAGAUGAUGAAGGUCCCAAAACAGUGAGUAGCAGUGAUCAUAUAUCAGAGUUGCUGAAUUUCUGUGUUCAAAAGAACUUCCACAAGCCUGAAUUCAACUUAAUUGAAGAUUAUGGACCUACACAUUGUCCAACUUUUACUUACGAAUGUGUCCUUAAUUCUAUAUCCAGAAAAGCUUCUGAUUCUAAUAAAAAAUCGGCAAAACAAAUGUCUGCUAAGUACGUGCUGGACAUCCUUAAAUUGUCAUAUCCAGAUCAAGAGAAGAAAGUUGUGAUCGUUAACGAAGAAAACAAUGUUAAAGAAGAGGCUCGACAAACGAUUACAACCUAUUUGGACCUCAAAAAGCGCAAUAAAGUUGACAAGAUGGGAUCUUUAUUAAGUAACCGUCAUAAGUUCUUCCUAGACUAUAAAGAUGAUGAAUUCAUCAACAAACUAAAGGAAAUAUUACUGGAAGACAUUCCAUUGAAUGAAAAGUAUGAAAACUUUCUGUUGGAACUAAAGAAGAAAUGGGAUUACAACAUUGCAAACUUUGCGGAUCUGGAUCUUAAAAUGUUUGAGCUAUUGAUUGAAUUUGAUCAAUUUACUGUGAAUUUGGUGAGCACGGAAAAAGAUUUAAAGAACACAGUCAUCGAAUAUUUCAUGAACAUGCUACAUUUGACACCAAUUGCUCAGCAUAAAUGUGGUUCUGUUUUAAGUCUUGAUGACAUUCAAUUAGUUCCUUUGAAAUAAUUUCAGCAUGUAUUAUAAACUUAAAAUUGCAUUUUUAUUGCUUUAACUAAUGUGAUUGAUAAACUAAUAUUGCAGUUCAUGAUUUAAAAUGUAACGGUUCACUAUUUUUCAAAAAAAAUGUCACAUAAAUUCAAAUAUUUUUC
Molecule: messenger RNA, 1340 nt
Organism: Chironomus riparius
Lineage: Eukaryota; Metazoa; Arthropoda; Insecta; Diptera; Chironomidae
Source: the annotation of a GenBank genome assembly